UGUCCCCUUUGUUUAUCCGAUUUAUAAAACAAAUUUAUUCAUUCAUAUUAUUAUUACCAGUACACGUAUAAUUACCAUUAGUGUUCUGGCGGCAUCAUUUUCUGAUCCCGUUUAUGCAGAUUAUGCUGCGGUGCCGCCAUUGAACACCCAAGUGCAUUAAGUCAAUGGCUCUAGACGGUGUAAUCACUUCUCCUCACCGGAGAACUCAAACAGCAUUUUCUUCAAAUUCGUCAAGAAAGAAUUACCCAACCGGAAAUGAAUUGGGUAGCUUCUCCACUGUAAUCAGGCGGCACCGCUUCCUAUUAACUGCCCUUGCACUCCUUGCUUUCCUUUGCACCAUUUAUCUUUAUUUUGCUGUCACUUUAGGGGCCGAUGUGUGUAUUGGUUUGACCGGCACCCAGAAAGCUUUGUGUCAUGUUCAACAGGCAAAAGAAUCAGUAGCCAAAGGGAAACUGAAAUUUAUCUAAUGUAUGAAGCACUAAAGCUAAAUAUUGUGGUUUAUGUAAUAUUUAUCAUUAUGUGUCUUGUUAGCAUUCAGAAACAAAAAAGAAGUGUUCUUGUUAGCAUUCAGAAACAAAAGAAAGAAGUGUUCUUUUUGAAGUUGCAAAAAAAUCUUUACUAAUAGUGUA
Molecule: messenger RNA, 629 nt
Organism: Erigeron canadensis
Lineage: Eukaryota; Viridiplantae; Streptophyta; Magnoliopsida; Asterales; Asteraceae
Exons: 2
Coding region: 165-467 (100 amino acids)
Source: RefSeq, a predicted model, not a curated record